CCCACGCAUCGACAACAACGAAACACCCUCACACACACACACUCUCUCUCUCUCUCUCCCCCAAACCCUAAUCACCAGGCCCCAAACCUCCGCUAAACCCUAGAAAGAUAGAUCCAAUUCGCCCAAAAUGUUGCUGUAAUCCCUUCCAAUUCGCACGACGAAUGGGUUCUUCCCUCCGCCUCCACUCGCCAUGCCUUCCGACGAAGGGUUUCGUCUCCGAUUUCGCCUUCUCCGCCCUUCAAUUGGCUCCUUACGGGUUCUCAAAUGCCUCAAAUAGACGAUUCUCUCCUCGGAUUUGUUUUGCGGGUACGAAGCUCGAAUCGUGGUCGGUUCCUGCGGAUGCAAGCUUGAUCGAUGAUGGGUUCGGCGGUUGGUUCACUAUUAAUCCGGAAUUACAAGAGAGAAAGGUUGUAGGAUCAUGGAAAGCAAUUUUUGUUGGGAUUGGGGCUCCAAUGGCGGUGUUGUUAGCUGCCCUAACAUAUUUCUCAAUGUCAACGAAAGGUUUAAAGCUUUGCCUGACUGCUCCAUUUCAUACACUUUAUGAGAAGUUUGUACCUGGGGAGUCUUCAAGAGAUCCUGAUAAAGAUUUCAGAAACACUGAAGUGGAAGUUAAACAAGAUUCCAAGGGAAAUCAAGAUGUGAAGGUUGAUGCUGAUAAUCUUCCCACUGCAUUUGGAGGUUGCAAACGAGUCUAUGUUCCAUUUUCCCCUGAUUCUGCACAGUUGGAAGCUUUAUCUGUUAUGAAGAAACUACAGAUCAUUGAAAAUGAUGUCAAUGCCGAUGAAUUGUGUACCAGGAGGGAAUUUGCAAGAUGGUUAGUCAAAGUAAACUCGAAGUUAGAGAGGAAAAGAAGGCACAAAAUUAUUCCAAACAUCUUGGUUUCUAGUGCGGCUGCAACUGCUUUUGAUGAUGUGCCUGUUGAUGAUCCUGAUUUCUGGUUUAUUCAGUCACUAGGAGAAUCUGGCAUCGUUGACAGCAAGAUCACAUAUGUCGGUUCUUCAUAUAUUGGUGACUCUGGUGGUCUAGGAAAUUUCUAUUUUUUCCCAGAAAGAUAUUUAUCUCGACUUGAUCUGAUGAGGUGGAAAACCUUUCUAGAGUAUUCGUUCACUCCUGGAAUGGAUGAAAAGAUAUUAAGGGAAGAGGUGGGCAUUUUGGACUUGAGUGCUUGUUCUGAUGUACCAACACAAUUGCUGGUGGACUUUAUGGGUGGUGAAAGGAGCAUACUCAGGAGAGUUUUUGGAAACAUUAGGCUUCUUCAGCCCCAUAAACCUGUAACAAAGGCACAGGCAGCAGUAGCAUUAAUCAGCGGCAGAAUGGCCGAAGUAAUCCGUGCUGAACUGUCACGACUCGAAGCAGAAAAUUCAUCAAGGCUAGCUGAAAUGGAGGAAAUCGGGGCAGAGUUAAUUCAGAGAGGGGAAAUUCAGAGUUAUUGGGAUGAGAAGCUAAAAAAGGAGAUAGACCGUGAAAUUGAGGCCGAGAAGGAUCUUCAGACCGCUUUAGAUGAGUUAGAGAAGGAGAAAUUAGCUCAAGAGGAAAGCAGGGCUUCUUACCUGAAAGAGAGAGCUGCUUUGGAUUGUCAGAAGCAGCUGCUUUCGGCCUUAAGGGAAGAAGUUGACGGGUUGUGCGAUAAGCUUUCUGCUGAGAGAGCUAAUGUUAUGGCCGAGCAACUAAAUUUGGAGAAGUUACACGAUGAUAUGCGAAGCAAGCAGGAUGCGAUAAUUGAAGCCAAGUCGAUAUUGGAAGCCGAGAAAGAGGCUCUCUAUAUUCUCAGGUGCUGGGUAGAAGAGGAGGCAAUGCGGAAUCGGGCUAGAGCAGAAGUUCUGCAGCAGGCUGUGCGCAGAUGGCGAUUCAGCGACGUGUAGUCAAAUUUGAGCAGGUAAGCUCUCUGGGAUUUUACUGCAAUGCAUAAGAGAUCUGAUGCGUAGCAUUUUACAAGUUUAUCUUCUCAUUUUGUUUUCUUUGUUUCUUUGCGCAAUUCAUUUGAUACAGUAUGAAUCCUUUUCGCUGUCAAUAAUAGUGUUAUCAUUCCUUUGGAGAGUUGAAAAUAUGUUUCUUUUUUCCUUUUUUUUUCAGAUAAUUAAGAGUUCCGUUUCGACUAA
Messenger RNA from Ananas comosus (pineapple), 2099 nucleotides. RefSeq lists its product as uncharacterized. The coding region runs from base 162 to 1862 and encodes 566 amino acids. NCBI's taxonomy places the organism in Eukaryota, Viridiplantae, Streptophyta, Magnoliopsida, Poales, Bromeliaceae. The transcript is spliced from 11 exons. The record is from RefSeq and is a predicted model, not a curated record.